GCGCCCGUGAUCGAAGCAGGACUGAGUCCUCCACGAACAUCUGCAAAGCGGCUCUAAUCCCUUCGCUGCUGCACUCCGUCAAGUCGGACCAAGAACGCCUACGCAUGCUUGCUCGCAAUGCUUCCCAGAGAACCACUGUGUCCUUCAUCGCGCUCGAUUUUCUCGCACCUCGGAUUUUCUGCAGAGGCAAUGCGACGACCCGCCGGACGCUGAAGGCGGAACCAGUCAGGCCCGAGCUCAACAGCAGCUCCUUCUUCGACCGCUCGGUCGUAGCACCCCUCGCGUCGUCCUCCCGAUCCACUCUUUCCCCAGGAGACGUACUCGAUCAGUUGAACAAACACAUCGAUCUACUCCACGGAACACAAUGCCAGGGUCUGUCCAACGGGGAAGCGGAGAUCUUCAACCAGGCUGUCCUUCAACUACGAGCCAUGGCCAAACCGCUUCUGGCUCCUGAUCUGCACGACACAUGGCGGAUUUUGAAUGAGCUCGAUAAACGUCAUCUAUUGCGUUUUUUUGGUCCACCCCACUAUGAAAUGUGCUCCAGAAUCGUCGCAUCGUAUUGUAAACACAAACUUGAAGACGCUCUGUUCGAUGUGACGGAGAUGGAAGCCCUGCGAGAGAUCUCUGUAGCCGCGGCAGCCGAGGGCCAGUCGGAAGGGUUGAAACAGUACAUGCUAUCGUUGAUCAAGCUCAAAAACCCAGAUGCUGUUCUCCUUUUGUACGAACGCUAUGAGGCCUUACUCGGAGAGAAGGUGAUACGGCUGGAACCCGAGGAACCAGUAGACGGGGACAAAGGCGAAUCUGCUAACAGCUCCAGCGAUCAUGCGCAGGAUACGACCAUUCACGGCCUUCAAUCUGACAUACUCCUCGCUGCAGUGACUGCGCAUGCGUUGCGCGACUCCAAGGAAUCCUUCCUGAACGCAUUUUCUAUGUCAUUUCGAACCUCAGCGCGCUUCAUUCCCAGCGUUAUCGAUCAUUUCACGCGACUUCUGGAUCACGACGAGGCAUUGGCCAAGCGGGUAAAGGAUUACGGUCGUCGCAUUAAGGUCGCACGGCUCGUUGCACGUCCGGCUGCGCUCGCAAAGCAUAUUGACCAGUUGGCGCACAGUUGGGCUUUAAAACCGCUGGAGGAACUCUAUCAAGACAUAUCCAAAGGCCUUUCAACUCCCGACCCAUGGCUUUCGGUCAAGUCAUCAGACAAGGACGCGAACGGGUCCAUAUAUGUGUCAGAGUCAGCGUGGCCCGCUUUCAUUACUGGCUUCAUGUUUUGUCGGAGGACCGACCUAGCAUCGAAUGUAUGGAAUGACGUGCUGAAGUGGGGAAUCCGCCCAUCGGCUGCUAUGUUCACAGCAUGCAUCAAGGGGUAUGGUGAGCUUAAUGCGCCCGUCGAGGCGAUCAACACCUGGAACGCUAUGCUCGAGCAGGGCUUAAAGCCUGAUAUUGCGGCAUAUCAGGCCCUUGUCGGCGCCUUAUACCAUUCGAAUUUGCCUGAAGAGGCUUCAAAGAGGUUCCAAUUAGCUAAGUCUGUGGUCCGCAACCUUUCUCCUACUCCUGCGGAUUCGGAUGUGCUAGUCUUAUACAACACAACCCUCCAUGGGAUGCUCUUCCAUCACGAGGAAACCGAAGCGCGCGCGAUUCUGGACGAGAUGCAAGCUGAAGGGCCAAAACCCGAUAUCGUCACGUUCAACACAUUCCUCAGGUAUUACGCGCGGAAAGGGCAACUCAAGACAUUGUCAGAGAUUUUACAAAUGAUCGAGCCUACCGGUCUUGUAGGAGACGUUUACACCUUCUCCAUCGUCCUAUCUGCGUUAUUCAAGGUCCGAGACGAUGCACCGGAGAUCGUGCUUAAUCUCAUGCGCAAGCAGGGCGUCGAGCCGAACGCAGCCACCUUGACGACAAUCAUCGACUACCAGAUGCGAUUGCAGACAGAGAAAGGUCUCCAUGCCGCGCUCAGUUUGCUGGGGCGCAUGGAGCGGGACGAGAUUCCGGGUGCACGGCCAAACGAUGUCACUUACACCAGCAUUCUGACCGGUAUCCAUCGCAGCAAUUGGCUUCCACCCAAGCUCGUCGCGGAAUAUAGGAAGAUAAUAUGGGAUAAAAUGAAGGCUCGCAAGAUCAAGCCGAAGAGGACAACGUUCAACAUCCUUCUCCAAGCAUGCUUCCAGAACCCUGAGCCACAGGGCACACAGGAUGCUCUCAGCUAUUACAAGAUCAUGCAGAAGGAGCGGAUUGCCCUCGCAAACGACUCAUGGUACAUUCUGCUGCAUAACCUGGUGAAGAGGGAAGAGUGGGUGCUGGCGAACGAGGUGAGACUCGAUCUGCUCAGUCGCAAUUUCACACCGGCAGGCGCGCUGUCGGAUUUGGUUGAGAGAGUGCGUAAAAGGGCUACUGAAAAGUUGAAGGCUGGACCUGCUGCCUACAUCUAAACUUAUGUUGCGGUGUAUUGUGGACCU
This is a messenger RNA of Laetiporus sulphureus 93-53, 2453 nucleotides long. RefSeq lists its product as uncharacterized. The record is from RefSeq and is a predicted model, not a curated record. NCBI's taxonomy places the organism in Eukaryota, Fungi, Basidiomycota, Agaricomycetes, Polyporales, Laetiporaceae. Bases 105 to 2426 code for a protein of 773 amino acids. The transcript is spliced from 2 exons. Gene Ontology annotation, molecular function: protein binding.